Necator americanus (New World hookworm) is the source of this 816-nucleotide messenger RNA. RefSeq lists its product as uncharacterized. Gene Ontology annotation, biological process: innate immune response; peptidoglycan catabolic process; cell wall macromolecule catabolic process. Gene Ontology annotation, molecular function: lysozyme activity. The record is from RefSeq and is a predicted model, not a curated record. Lineage: Eukaryota; Metazoa; Nematoda; Chromadorea; Rhabditida; Ancylostomatidae. Bases 1 to 816 code for a protein of 271 amino acids. The transcript has 7 exons.
AUGCGGACCUUCGCUGUUUUCUGCUCGUUGGCUUUCAGCUGCUUUGCAAGCCCAGUAGUUCAGCAAAAAUCGGCCUCAGAACUGGCUACCGUUGGGUAUGCAGUUGACCUUUCUCAGGGAGUGACACUUUCAGGAUUCCAAUGCAUUCGACAGAGUCUGUAUGGUGUAGCGUUUAUCAGAGGCUACUCUCCUGCUGGACAAGGUCAGCUCGAUCCAUAUGCAUGCGCAAACAUCCAGAAUGCUAAUUUAGCUGGUCUUGGAACUGAGGUUUACAUGACCCCACUGCCGUUUUCUACAAAGACUGGCAUUCAACAAUUUGAUGAGAUGUAUGGAGGACUCAAGAAUGCGAAUAUAAAUGUUCGAUCCAUAUGGGUCCAGGUCACCUCACCAGUCAACUGGUACUCCAGUAGCACAACCAAUAUCAACUUCCUAAACAGUAUUCUUUCAAGAGCCAGCCAAUACGGGCUUUCUAUUGGUAUUUAUACGAGCGUAUACGACUGGAAUAAAAUCACCGGUGGAGCUACUGUCACUAACGCCAUGCUCUGGUAUUCGAACGUCUAUGGUUCUGGUGUUACUAACGAAUCACCAGCAGACUACAGUGAUUUCCGCUCAUUUGGCGGUUGGACCACGCCGACCGUCAAACAGUUUGCACAGGUUGAGACCGUGUGCGGUGUCACCGUCAACAGGGAUAUCUACACUGUUUCCUCAACGUCAAAGUCCGCCAGCAUGGCUAAAUUUGAGAAGUCCGGAGAAAUCGUGGUCGGCAACUUUGGGCUCGAAAACAUCGGCUCAGGAAAAGUUGAGAUCAAGCAGUGA